AUGGGUAAUAAUCAAUCUGGAAUAAGAACGUGGAAUAUGGACGAUUUAGCAUUUGGUACAUCUCCAAAUGCUAUAACAAUUGAUGACCUUCUUAAUGCAGUACAUAAUAUACGUGCAAAAUAUUUUGGUGGUGAUGCGAUUGAAAAUGAUCCAUCAAUGCAUCAAAUGCAAAAUGAUCUUUUAUCAAUUGAUCAGACACUUACAAGAUUUUUUUUUCGAAAAAAAAAUAAUCAACAAUCAUCAGAAGAUGUACCAUCCGAAGAAUAUUAUUAUGAAGAUCAACAAUCGAUACUACCUACAGAAACAAAUGAUUCAAUAUAUAAUCAACAUUAUCUCGAACCAAACCUUCUUGAUAAUAAUAUACUACCAUCAUCAAUAUCAAUAAUCGAUUUACCAAAUGAUCAAGUCAAUAGUACUAAUAAAAAUUUUUGGAAAUGUGGUAAUUGUACUGCAGAAAAUAAAAUAACUGAAAAUGUAUGUCGACGAUGUAAUCUAGCGGAAACACAAUUAUAA
This is a messenger RNA of Rotaria sordida, 513 nucleotides long. The record is from the annotation of a GenBank genome assembly. Lineage: Eukaryota; Metazoa; Rotifera; Eurotatoria; Philodinida; Philodinidae.